This is a messenger RNA of Xenia sp. Carnegie-2017, 434 nucleotides long. RefSeq names its product propionyl-CoA carboxylase alpha chain, mitochondrial-like. The transcript has 4 exons. The record is from RefSeq and is a predicted model, not a curated record. Bases 132 to 404 code for a protein of 90 amino acids. Lineage: Eukaryota; Metazoa; Cnidaria; Anthozoa; Malacalcyonacea; Xeniidae.
GUAAUUUGUUGUCGCAUUAAUUUGCAGGUAAAUUUAUCGUUUACAUCUGAUGAAAUAAUUUUUAGAGUUUGUCAAAAAAUGGUCAAAAUAUCAAACUUCAACAUUAUGGAUCAAAGUUUGAUGUCAUCGUGAUGAAUGAAACUCAGAAUGAUUACUCACGAAAUAUGAAAGAAAAACCAAAGGAAGAUUUGACGCCAUUUUUGGAUUCACCAAUGCCAGGCACAGUGAUCUCAGUUACAUGUGAACCAGGACAAGAGGUAGCUGAAGGUCAAGAGGUUUGUGUUGUUGAAACUAUGAAAAUGCAAAAUAGUUUAUGCGUUCUGAAAUCUGGCCGAAUUAAAAAAGUGAACUGUAAACCAGGAGAUAAAAUAUUGGAAGAUGAUCGACUUAUUGAGCUCGAGUAACACUGACUUUUAAAGAAAAUUUGCUAAACU